This is a messenger RNA of Magallana angulata, 6321 nucleotides long. RefSeq names its product insulin receptor substrate 1-B-like. The record is from RefSeq and is a predicted model, not a curated record. NCBI's taxonomy places the organism in Eukaryota, Metazoa, Mollusca, Bivalvia, Ostreida, Ostreidae. Gene Ontology annotation, biological process: insulin receptor signaling pathway. The transcript has 12 exons. Gene Ontology annotation, cellular component: plasma membrane; cytosol. Gene Ontology annotation, molecular function: insulin receptor binding; phosphatidylinositol 3-kinase binding. The coding region runs from base 408 to 4604 and encodes 1398 amino acids.
CAACAUUUUUUCUUUACAGUCACGUGACAGAUAUGGCUACUGUAUUAUUACUUGCCCUUGACAAACAUAUGAAAUCAACCAAUUAUUCAUCAAUUGAAUCGAACAAAACAUCAAGAUGUUUUUAGAUCCAGCCAGAUGAAAUUGAUGAUGCUUUAUAUAUACACAACAUAUUGCUGGUGGUGAUUUGGCACUCACUGCCACGCAUCGGAUUAACCCAGUCCCUGUCUAACACCCUGGCCAUUUGGUGAAAACAAGUUUGUAGAUGUGGCUUUUACGUUCUGCAUUGGUAUGAUGGAGACAAAGUGUUUCACGUUUUGUCUGAAGGCGUGGUGAAUCUUUUUAAAACGGAAGCGCAAUGUUCGUAUCGGGUCACUAGAUCAUGAAAUAUUAGUAAAACUGCUGUAAAGAUGAUGGAGAAUUUUGAUUCAGAGGACGACAACAUCAGUCGAGCCAGCUCCAACCGAUGGUCAGUGAUGGCCUUUGAGUUGCCAGGCUCAGAUAUACUUAAAACAGGAUAUCUAAAGAAAUUAAAGACAAAGAAGGACAAGUUUUUUGUCCUGCGGUCCACAAGCAGUAGUGGCCCUGCCAGAUUGGAGUACCAUGAUUCAGAGAAAAAGUUCAAAGCUGGACAACUCCCCAAAAGACAGAUUCACCUCCAUAAAUGUUUCAACAUCAACAAGAAGUCUGACACACGACAGAAAAACUGUAUAGCCCUGUAUUUGGUGGAUGAGUGCUUUGCUGUGAUUGUUAAGGAUGCUGCAGAAAUGCAGGUUUGGCUAGAUCUAAUGCUGGAACAUCAGUAUGAGUAUUUGACAGAUGAACAACUACCCUACCCUCACUAUGACUACAUAUGGCAGGUGGAAAUCAAGCCCAAGGGCCUGGGUGUCAGCAAGCACCUGUGUGGGGGGUACCGCUUCUGCCUACAGGAUACUGUUUGCUUUGUGAGGAAUAACUCUGAUAAAGUCGACUUUGAAAUUCAGAUGAUGAAUAUAAGAAGGUGUGGCCACAAGGAAAGCUUUUUCUUCAUGGAACUGGGUCGUCACUCUCCCACUGGGUCUGGGGAACUGUGGAUGCAAGUGGAUGAUACACACAUAGCACAGACCAUGCACGAAGUGCUACUCAGUGCCAUGAGAGAGCCCUUUAGAUCACGCAGUAACACCAGUUCGUCAGGACGGAUUCGUGAUGCUGAAAUCGAGAGUAUAGAAAGUCGCAGUCGAGAGGGAAGCCAUGGACAAAGUUCACUGAGAAAUAAGAAGAAGAAGGUACCCCGACCAGGAAGUGCCCUCUCCCCAGAGAUCCCUCCCAUCAUGCCUCAGAUCAGCACAAGUCCCUCCAGCAGUCAUGCAUAUGAGAAUGAGGGGCGGUAUUCAAGCCAUGGAGUAUUUAUCCCUCCAAAGUCGGUCUUACUGACUUCAAACGAGAAUAAGAAAAACAAUACCCACAAAGUGACGUCCGACUCUUUCCGAGAACGAGGCUUUUCCAACAGCAUGGAGCAACAGAAGGCCCGUCACGACAGUUUUACCAACAAGAAGCCGGAGAUCUAUGGGUCUAGCCCUGGGGGAGAUUUGACCAUUGUCAAGCAUUUAGAUGUGAAGACUCCUAAUUCUUUGGAGACCACCAACUCGUACCUCGUGAUGUCUCCUACUCAGAGGUCCGUUUCUCCGUUAAGGGACCCUCAAGAACGAUCGGGGUCAUCUGCCUCUGAGCAUGAACCAAUGCCCAAGAUGGAGACUGGGUACAUGGACAUGAAGCCUGGAUCUGUGGGGAGUGGGGGAGCCAGUACUGACCCUGGUUACAUUGACAUGAGUUUGUCUACCCUACCAGCAGACAAAGGAGCCAUUUCGCAGAUGAACAGCGGUUACAUACCAAUGGGGACGGGGCAUGCUGUGAGAUUGACAGCUUCGGCUCCUAUCCCCAUAAGACAGCCCAAGGAGCCAGGUUAUAUGGAGAUGGGACCAUCUAGUCAACCCUUGCCCCAGAUCAAAGAAGGUGGAAGUGGUGAAGCCUAUUUGCCAAUGACACCAUCAGCCAACAGUCCUCUCCCCGGGACCGACACGCUCCGCCCCGCCAAAAUGAUCUGCUACCUCUCUGACGAUUCAAUGUCAGGUGACCUUCCAAAGCGGUCCUUCUCUGUGGGAUCCAGACCUAAUACCAAAACAAUGCGGCAUCACACAAGUCACGUGGAACCCAAAACUAAGGAGGAAGCUACGGAUAAUGGUCGCUGGCAGAGUGCCCCUCAUCUAAUUGCUCAAAAGAAGGCGCAGGCCUCUCACUCGUAUAUGAACUCUGAAUCUUCACUUGCCUCCAGUCCGUGUCAGUCUCUGUUCUCGGAGGACUCAAUGAUGGAAAUGGAAUACCGGCCUCGCGCUACGAGUGAAAGUUAUAGACCUCGAACUUCUAGUGUAGGAAAAAUCUUGUCACAAUCACGUCAACGGUCCUCAAGUUAUGGACAGCAAUCAAAACUAGCCCAGCUUGCUCAUGAUGUUAGAAGGAAAGUAGGAUCCUUUGAAUCGGUUCGUAAUUCUGCUAUAGAUAAACAGUUGUUUCAUCGCUCCUCUAAUGACUCCAUUGGACAUUUGUCUUUCUCGUCCAAGGCUUCAUCCUCGGAAUCUCUGCGUCUCUCCAGUAGAAAUUCCGAGUACGUGGACAUGCACCUUGACAAAAGUAAUGAUACGGGUUACAUAGACAUGAGUAUAGGAACCCCAAAGAGCACCAAAUCAAGUGCAUGUCAUUCGAGGAGUUCAUCAAACCAAAGCCUUAGCUCUUCUCCAGCUAUCGUAAACAGUUUUGGAAUCAAACAAGAACCAAUACACAAUGUCAAAAUAAUCAAGUCCAGUGAUGGAAAUUCACAGAAAUCGUCUAGUUUAAAUGUGAGCUCUCGCUCCUCUAUAGCCAGCAAGAGUCCUUGUGGGUCAGGAAGGGAAUCCGAGGAUGAGAGUUAUGUCCCCUAUGCACCCGGAAUCUCUGGUGAUUCUCAGGGACAGGAAUCUAGAUCUGGGUCAAUGUCAGACAAGAAAACAAGUUCAAGGUCAAACUCUUUGUCCUCCGAUAGGAGACCUGGAUCUAGGUCAGGCUCGUUUGGAUCAGACAAAAAUCCUGACUCCAGAUCAAAUUCGUUUGGCUCUCGACCUGGACCUAGGUCUGGAUCUUUCAAGGCAGAUCAGAAAACUCACAAGAGUUCCAGACUAGGUCGACAUAGUCCCAAAACAAGUCUGGUGUCCCCGGAAGCUCAGAAAAGUGGAGACCGAAAGGCUGCGAAACAGUCGGAUGAUAAUCAGUAUAUUGACUAUGAGCCAGGCACUGUAGAUAUCAAUGUGAAAACACAUAAUCCCCAGGCUGGCUCUAAAGAUGGAGAGUGCAAUACCACUAUUGUGUCAAGAUCGACGGUUCAAAAACCAAAUGCCCAGGUUCCUCAGUACAGCAUGUCAACUGACCCAUUGUUCUCAGCCAUGUUGUCACUGAAACAGAAAGGAGUAGAGAGUGAGAAAAGUGAAAUGGUGAAAAACUCUGAGGCAAAUUCUCAAGGAAAAGAAGAUACCACCCAGCCAAAGACUAUGUCUUCAGAAAGCUAUUCAUAUAUGGAGUAUGCUCCUGAUACUUCAAUCACUGUAGAUUCAACUUUUAAGAGUCCUGAGGUGGCCAGGUCAUACUUUAGCCAUGAGGCAAGUUCUAAGGAGGAGAAUGAGAACGAAGCUCCGAAAAAUAUUGCAGAGAAAGAAGAUCAGACUGGUUCUCCAAAGUUACCAAGCAGUUCUCAGCCAGAGUCAGCUAAUGAUGGGGAAGGAAGGAAAAGGAAAACGAGCCGGAAAGAGAGUGGGGAGGCGGUGGUGAGGCAGGUGAUGCCGAUGAAAACGGUUCUACUGGACAACUCGGAGGAAGACGAUGGAUAUGUGGGGCUGGACUUUGGGGAUAACAAGCGAGGCACAGACUCCCAACACUUAUCCAGACCCCCACUGAGGGUUAAUAUCACAGAGGGGACAUCUGUGGACGGAGAUUUGUAUAUGAGGCAGAACAGCAGGCAGAAAUAUAGUCCUGUAAACAAUGAAGCAAAAUUUAACAGUGUGACUCCCCAGACAGGGAUGAAGAAAAAGACAAGCACCAGUUCUCUUCAAGAUCAAGACACUUUGUUCAAAGAAGAUAAAAAGGAAACUGAAAAAAGCUGUGAGUCUUUAAAUCUUAAAAGUCCUAUUCCGCUCUCUGUAACCUCCAGCCAGGAGCUUCAGAAGCAAAACAGUAUGCCCUGCAUGGCAAUAGAAUCGGAUCCUUGUAAUAACAUAAAGCGAGAGGAAGAUCUGGUAAAUCGACGGAGCUGCUCCGACUUAGCAAGUGAGUAUGAGGAAAUGUCCCUCCCAGUAAAAGGUUCAAAAUCAGGGUCCACCCAGCAGCUCUCCAAUGAACCUGCACUGAACUAUGCCAAGCUGGACCUGGGAUCAUGUGAGGAAAUUCCGGUGGACCAGAGACCACGCCAGACGCGACAUCCUUCCUCUCCAGAUGAAACCGGGCCGCCCGUUCAAGGCUAUGCCGAGAUAGACUUUGAAAUGUCUGAUAAUCUGAAAAAUGCACGAAGCAAGGAAAAGCAGCCGGUCAAGUUCUCUAUAGAGUAAUGUACAACAAGCUUUAAUUAGUUCAGGAAUAUCUAGCUGUGCUUUAUAAUUGUGUGGUGAUGUAAUCUGCCAAGGUCUCUGUUGUUUCUGUUUUGUUGUCAGUGAAGACAAUUGUUUACAGUGUAAUAAAUCAAGCUUUCCAGGUGAUAAAUGUGUUAUAAGUUUUUACAUUGUAAUACUGGCAUUGAUAUAUGUUCAUAGUUAUCAAAUCAAUGCAUUAUUAUGCUUGAUAAGAAAUCAUGUGUUUCAUUAUUGCUAUGAUUGGGGUUGUGUUCUUCAACAGUAUAAAUGAACUUGAUGCAUUGUUUGACCUUUAGUGUUACAUUGCUGUAUAUCUGUAUAUGUAUAUGCUGCUAGCAAGUUGUUAAGUGUGAAAGUUUCUAUGAAGUAUGUAUGUGUAUUGUGCAAGUGGUAUUGAUAAGUUGUAUGUAUAUGUAUGAAAGUUAAGAUUCAUAUACAUGUUUCUGUAUGUAAUGGUUAAAAUGAAUGCCAGAUUAUGAGGCAUUGAUUAUGAUUAAUCAUUCUCAAUAUUUUUAAUUGCUGUUACGAAAAUUUAUGAAGCAGAUUUUUAUUGUCAAAUUUUAUUGUUUUACAACAUCUUUGGAAGAAUUUAUUGUUUUAUUUUACCAUAAUUUUUAGAAGGAAUUUAAUCUGAAUAUUGGCAUUACAAACUUUUGCUGGUUGUAAUAAUUUGUAGGUAAUUAAAAGCACAUUAAAUGUGAAUGAACAGGCUUGGUUGAAUAUCAUGGAAUGCUAUUGGCAAAGAAUCUUAUUCAUUGUUUAUUACUUUUAUAAAAAUCAGAAAAUGUCUUGACUGUCAAAGAUUUACUCAAGGAAUCAUUGCAAGCCAUUAGUCAUAAAUCAGGCAAAAUGUUUGUUUUCCAUCACAACUAUAUUUCUUGCUUUCUCUGAAAACCUUGAUUUUCAUUCAUAUAAAUCUUUUGUUUGGCCAGUAAUUAAGAAGAGAAGAAAUUGCAUGUUUUUUUCAGAAAAAUAAACUAAAUGUGUAAGUUUGUUGUAUCUCUAAGAACAAUAAGUGAUAUGAAGGGGAGAUAAAUGUGAUAUAGAUAGCGAUUACACAAUGUUUAGUGCCUUACCGCACCAAGACAGUAUACAUAUAUGUAGGUGGCGCUCGGUCUAUCAGUAUUUGUACUCGGUGGCUAUCCUCUGUAGUAUUACUAUCUACAUUAUAUUUACCUGUGAUGGGGAACAGUAUCGCUGACUUUGACCCAUGGAAUUUCUUUUAAUAAGUUUUAACAAUCUGUGAAAGUUUUCAAUCAUAAUAUUAGUACUGUAAACACAUUAGUGUCGAUAGAAUUAAGUAACCGCAGAAUUCACUUUAAAAGUCAUAUACAGUUAUACACGCAGGAAUGCAACAACAAAAAACUGCCUUUUACGUUCUUAUUGAUAUAAAAACUUAAAGGUUCUAUUUUAUUAUAAGAGUACCUUAAACUCUCCCACUCCCCUUGAUUGUUUUAUGUUUUAUGACACCUGAUUACCUCCCUUAUAUUUAUGUAUCAUAAUUGUCAGUGGUUUUUUUAAAGAUUCAGUUGCAGAGAAUAUGGUGGUUCAAUAUAAAGUCUAUUAUUGUGUACAUGUUUUUUUAUCCACAAAAAAGACAAUGUGUUGCUAUGUUUAUUGUUAUCUGUUGUCCACUAUUUUCAUGUUACAGAAUAUUCAGACAUAAAAACAAAUAAAAGUACAGAUCUAUUGAAAA